AUGAGAGACAUAUUGCAUUCUUCCCCACCACAUUUGUCUUCAACUUCAAGCUCCGUUACGCGUGUAUUGCCCUCAAACAUUAAUGGGUUUCACCAACAAGCUUUUCUUAACAAUGAAUCCCUUAUUAAUGGGCGCCCUGUAGCUUUUUACCGGAGAGAUAAUGGUAUACAAGAGGUGGAACAACAAGGAGGAGAGGAGGAUCAGUUUUCUGUUUUGGAAGUUUUAGUGAGUGUUUUUAGGAAAUCUUUGGUGGGUUGCCGAAGUACAGAGGCGGAGAGUGGCGCCGUUGAGAGGCUGAUGGAGAUUGGGUGGCCUACAAAUGUCAGACAUGUAGCUCAUGUCAUUUUUGAUAGGUUCAAUGGGUUUCUUGGACUCCCUGUUGAGUUUGAACCUGAAGUCCCUAGAAUACCUCCCAGUGCAAGUACAAGAGUUUUUGGAGUUUCGACAGAGUCUAUGCAGCUUUCUUUCGACUCCAGAGGUAAUUGUAUGCCUACAAUACUUCUUAUGAUGCAAAGACGCUUGUAUCGCCAAGGUGGGCUGCAGGCAGAAGGAAUCUUUAGAAUUAAUGCUGAGAAUGGCCAGGAAGAGUAUGUUAGGGAACAACUAAAUAAUGGAGAGGUGCCUGAUGACAUUGAUGUUCAUUGUUUAGCAGGUCUUAUUAAGGCUUGGUUUAGAGAACUCCCACGAGGGGUGUUGGACCCUCUUUCACCAGAGCAAGUUAUGCAGGCACAAUCAGAAGACGAGUGCACUCAGCUUGCAAGGCUACUCCCACCUACAGAGGCUGCGCUAUUGGACUGGACAAUAAAUUUGAUGGCCGAUGUUGCUCAGUUUGAACAUCUGAACAAAAUGAAUGCACGUAAUAUUGCCAUGGUAUUUGCACCAAACAUGACUCAGAUGUCCGACCCUUUGACAGCAUUAAUGCAUGCAGUCCAAGUAAUGAAUUUUCUGAAGACUCUGAUAGAGAAAACCUUGAGAGAAAGAGAAGAUUAUGUAGUAGAUGUAGCUCCUGUAAAACAAAUUGAGCCAGCUGAUGAAGAUGAUCAUCAUGGGAUCGGGGAACCAAUAACCCGGAAGGCCAUUGAGGUAAGUGAAGAUGACCAAGUUAAUGUAACCAACGAACCACUACCUAAUGAUGCUGAAGACUCUUCCCAGGCAGAAUUUAACAGUACUAGCAAUGAAAUGCCUUCUUGCCUAAGCUCUGUCGAGAAUAUCUUUCCUGAUGGAAAGGAACGUAUGGUUAUGACUUGCCCUAUCAAUAUGACAAAUCAUGUUGACUCGACAAAGGAUAGAGUUGGAGACGGUAACACUUAUGUGAGAAUUAGACAGUCCCAAUCAAAAAGCCGGAGGACUAAAAUGGGACAAUCAAGUAAGAACACAGCCAAAAAGGUUAUUCAGCCAACUGUAGUCCCUGUUUCUGAGAACUCAGAAAAGAGCAAGGAAAUAAGCAUUGUUAGCCUCUUAAAUUCACAAACAGAACGGGUCGAAGAAUGGAGAUCGUAUUUUAGAAUGAAAAUACAUAGCUUUGACAGGAAAUUCUUCCACUCUCCACCUUCGUUGACGCCCAUUCAACUCCCUUCACCGAUGGAGAUCCAUUUGUGGUAUGUUAUACCCAGUGAAGUGAAGAGCGAAGCUUUAUUGAACCAGUAUUUGGAUAUUCUAUCUCCGUGUGAGAAAGAGAAUGUAUUUCAAAUGCGGGGUGAGGAGCCCAGGAAGAGAGCACUACUGGCUCGUGCAUUGGUCCGCACAACCAUUGCCAGAUAUCAGAUAAACUCCCAAGUUAGUCCAAGAUCAUUGAGGUUCAGAAAGAACGUUCAUGGGAAGCCUGAGCUAGAAUGGCAAUUCAGUGAUCACUGGCUUUCACCUCAUUUGCAUUUCAACAUCUCACACACUUCUUCUUUGGUAGCUUGUGGAGUAACCGUCAAUUCUCAAAUUGGCAUUGACGUGGAAGAAAAACACAGAACUAUAAAACACAAUAUCUUGUCCUUUGCUCGACGAUACUUCUCUAAAGAUGAAGUUCAGUUCUUAGCUGAUAUUUUGGACCCUGAAGUUCAACGCCAGGAAUUUGUAAAAUUAUGGACACUCAAGGAGGCAUAUGUCAAAGCACUGGGAAGGGGAUUUUCUGGUGCACCUUUCAAGACAUUUACUAUUCGCUAUAAAGGAGGUAGCUUUAGUCCAUUGGAGAAUUCAAGUUCUGAGGAAAUAGUAGUGGAUUCUUUUUAUGACCCCAUGGAGCUUACAAGUAAUUGGCAGUUUUUGCUCUUAGAGUUGGCCGGUUCUCAUUAUGCAGCCAUUUGCAUGGAAAAUAAUGGUGCCAUUGAAGGCAAAAGAGCUAUUCCGGUGAACUUAACAGUGUGGAAGACGAUUCCAUUUUUAGAAGAUGAAUGUGUUUCUGGAACUGAUGCAGUUAAAAAAAUUAGUGGCUUGAAAUAG
Messenger RNA from Fraxinus pennsylvanica, 2430 nucleotides. The record is from the annotation of a GenBank genome assembly. Lineage: Eukaryota; Viridiplantae; Streptophyta; Magnoliopsida; Lamiales; Oleaceae.